UUGGACGCCUUUCAUUAUCAGACACGCUGCCAAGCCCGGUUGUGUGUUUGAACCUCUUGUGCGCUGGUGAUGAAUCAGAAUAAUCAUCAUAAUCACCACCACCACCAAUCAGCCUGCUAUCGUGAUUAGACUCAAUAAUCACCGGCCGUCCCAGACUAUUUUGUUUGUUGCCGGAGCUGAUACUCAGUGGACGUACACAGAGAGACGGAGACAGACAGACAGAAAGCCGCGUUUCAUUUCACGAGCAAAGAGGACGAGGGAAAGAGUUUCAGCGGCGCCUGUGAAGGAUUCGAAGGCAACGAAGGGCUCAGGGAAAAGCCCUCGAGACGAAGACGACGAUGAUGAUGAUGGUGGUGAUGAUGAUGAUGGUGGCCGACGCACGCGGUCUUCUGCUGCUCCUCGGACUGACCGCCGUGCACUCCUUCGCCGCAGGUGGCACUUUCUUUGUUUCUGUGGAAGACACCUUGUCUGCAGAACUUGGUCGUGACUUGAAAAUCCCGUGUACAACAGAUGCUGAUUUAAUGAAAUUGGCUGUUCAGUGGUACAUUGUCAAACCUGAGGGAAGGACGAGGGUGUACUUCAAGAAAGCAGAAGUGAAGUUUCCUUCUGACGAUCCUCUAUACAAGGGUCGGCUCUCAAUUGUUGACGGCGUCUCACUUGUUGUGAAGAACGUGUCUCUGGUUGACCAGCGGGAAUUCAUUUGCAGCAUCACCUUGGGCGCCACGGAGGCGAAGUCAACCCACGUUAACGUCUACGCAAAUCCUCGCCUGGAAUUGUCUCCAAGUACAGAGCCACUUAUCGUUAACAACGAAUUUCAAAACGUCGCAGUCUGUGUUGCUGAAGAUGGAUAUCCUGAGCCCAAGAUUGUUUGGUUUAAAAACUCGAAUCCAAUCAACGAAGAUGUGGAGGUCGAGCCCGAGGUGAAGAAGAACAAUCAAGGUCUCUUCACAGUGAGCUCUGUGCUGAGGAUCCGACCCCAGAAGACUGACAUGGGCAGCUUGAUCCACUGCUCUGUCACGACCGUUGAUGGAACCACUGAAAUAGAGACUCCGCCAGCAACGACGGUCACAGUUCACUAUCCUCCCGAAGCUGUAAGCCUCGAGGUGUUUCCGAACUUCAUCAAGGAGGGAGACACCGUCACGCUGACCUGCGUCACUGAUGCUUUCCCACCUCCCACUUACACCUUUUUCAAGGGGUCAACUCGAGUUGCCGCAGCGUGUAAUAACAACACGUGCAAGAUUCCGUACAUCAAUCGGCAUCAGGGCGGAGUCUACAAGUGCGAGGCGCAUUACACAGCCUCACCCAUGCAGACCACAGCCAAGGCAGAGCGCCAGAUAAACGUGCAUUAUAUUGAGAGACUCCGAAUAAUGGGCAUUCCCGAUGGGGAAGUCAACGCAGGGGAUAACAUCACGAUGACGUGCAGCGCAAGCUCAUCUGGGAAUAUGACCUACCAUUGGAAUAAGGAUGGCGAACGAAAAGAAGACGGCAGCGUUCUCACUCGCCUCCACGUGUCUUCAUACGAUUCUGGGUCGUACACGUGUGUUGCUCAAUUGGCUGAAGGCUCGAUGUCUGUGGACAAAACAGUGACCAUCACCGUGAAGGGUUUAGAGAUGUGGAUCAUUAUAGCAUGUGGUGCUGCUGCUGCUGUCGUCGUAUUAAUAAUACCAUUAAGCAUUGUGCUUAUUUGCAAAAAAAACAAACGGGGUGAGAUGACCGUAAACGAAGACCGCAACGACACCGUGCCAGAAGAGAUUCCAUUGACAGAUGUUGAAAAUAGGACAGAAGAGAAGAAUUCCACGGCUGACGCUGAAAUCGCAGCAGGUAAACCUGGUACGUAACUAUGUCAUCAUCAAUACAUGACAGGUCGUGCUCAACUCAAAGCCACAAUGACGAUCAGCAAAGGAAUAUCUUCAAAACAACACACCUCAACCUCAAGUUUGGAUCUCGUCUGAUAGCUCAGCCAUUGUGUGCUUGACUUACACUGCUGAUUUGUGCCAGGUUCCAUUCCCACUGUUGCCUGGCCCAUAGCAUUGGGGCAACAUCAUUUCCUGCCUAGAGGCCAUGGAUGGCCACUGACAAUGUCGACUAAAUAUUUGCACUGAACGAUGCAUGUCUGCGGACGGGAAAACAUUAAUAUAUACGACAAAUUCACAUUCGAGUCUGUUAAGCAUGUGCUGCAGCUGAAUUGUGUUGGCGAUAAUGUAUGCAUUUAUUGCCAAUAUGCAAACUGUGCCACUGGAGUUGAGGACUGAGAUGAGGAAAAAUGCCCAUCUGCAACGCCCAACAGUCGGAAGAGAAUCAAGUGAUACGCCAUAGAAGGCACUGGGGGAUGACACAACAGAACUACUUCAAGUUUAUCUCUACAGCAGACCUUUCGUCACCAUUAACAGCCAAUAUCGAUGCACUGCUGGACGAAGGCAUCCCCCAAGCUCUCACCAUUCCUCAGAGUCUUGAUGAACCCAACACUAAAACAAAUAACUACAUGCAUAUUAAUUAUCGUUGUUUGUGCACCACGAUUUCUUGCCUUACAUGGUUCAUCCAUUUACAAAUGUCGAUCUUUACAUGUGAGCUGGGAUAAUAAUCUGUUAAUUCUUGGGGGGGCAAUUUAGUGCCACAGUGAGCACAUUGAUGGCCUCUCUGGGCAAUUGCGGUGGCAUGAUUCAGGUCCCUCUGGAUCUCAGUGUGGCUGGUCUUAAAUUUGUAACUGUAGGGGAAGCAUGGAAAGCUGUAGCUUUAAUCUCAUUGUCCCUACAGAAAUCACCUUAAUGUAUUUAAUUGGCAUGCGAGCUACUGGAAUCGGUUAUAGAGAGAAGCUGUAUGCCUGAGCCCUCCUGACAGUGAACUAAACCCAUCCAGAAAAUGGCUCCAGACUUGAGACAUCACAUGACUCAAUUUAACCUCCAGGUGCUGCCCUCUAUCUGCACAGACAGACAAAGAUCCCCUGUAUAGCCUCAACAGACUGUUGGGGCAAAUGCUGUAGGCAAGCACCUAUAAAGGCUGGCAUGGCACACGAGAGUGUUGGACGACAGCACCACAGGCUAUUUGCACGUGCAUUUAAGUGCUGUACUUCUGAAAUGCUGGUUUUUACACACUGCUGUGAUUUAACUGGCUGAUUUGAUUGGCAUAACUGCACAUAAAAGUCAGGCUUUGAACUAGGGUUUUAAGAGAUGUUCGCUUGACAUCCCUUGGAACAGUUGCCGAGCCACCCGGCCAUAUGUAACUUCUCAUUUUGAGGUGUCGCUGGUUAGGAAGUCACCAGGAAAAGUGCUUUUGCAUGUGUUAUUCAGCUACAUGUGUUAUUCAGCUAGAUGCCUGACAUUUCACUGGCUUUGCUUGGAGAAUCUUCAGGAACUGAAUAUUGAAAACACUGGAGCUAUACAGCACAAAUCAAAAACAAUCUACGUAAUGUGUGUGCAUAAUUGCAGCUUGGUUAGUCUGUAAACCUGCAUAAAUUUUUGUUGAAGUUUGUGUCCAAGUAGAAAGUGUGUGUGUACAUAUUUACAUUUUUAAUAUUACCACUCAGUAUUGCUGUACUUUCCAAUAAGUUGUGGUUGUGCAUCAGCGUUGAGUCAUGAAUGGUGAGAAGAUGUCUGUAACUGAUUACACGGUAAGAGAAAUUGGGUUGCACAAUAGGGGAAGUUGUGUCUUGAAGACUGGCCAGCCGUUUGCCUUCUGCAUCCCUCGAUAUACAGAACAGUUUCCUGCAAAGUUGUCUCUAAAGCGAGAUUCCACAAAUCGCAUUCUAUUUUCUCAUUAACUUUAAAUUGUAAUUGGAGAUGCGUUACUAACAGAAAAAAAUUGGGCCCAAAGACAACGUAAAAUCUCACUUAAGAAUGCAGCAAACCUUUGCCAGAAGCUGGUGAUUGCCGUGUUAGGAGGAAAUUGCUGUUUGUUUAAUUUUUUUCUAUAACUUGUAAUUAAUGGCCUUUUUCCAGACAUCUGGACUUGCACCGAAGAACGUUUAAAAAAGAAAUGGUUAAAUCCUGUCCAGUGAGUACAGCACUGGGCGUGAUCGACACAUCGGAAAAACGAGGCGAGCUUGAGCGACGCGAAUAAUGCCGGAAACCAGUAGAGGUGUAAAACAAGUGUGCCUCGUGCAACACUAUCUGCAGCAGCAGUAGCAAGUCGUGCGCUCAGGACAAACGCCAGACCGUGCAUUGGUCGACCCCCCCCCAUUAAAAAAAAAUUAAGAGAUAAAAAAUUCCGUAAAUGUGAAUAUUUUCGUAACUGUAUAUCAAAUUUGUUGCGCAAUGUAUAAGUUGCGUUACAGCGAAAUUCCUCACGGCCGCAUCGAGGUGCUGAAUAAGCGAGGGAUGGCUCCUGUUCAGACGACGGAUGGGCGUUAUGACCCACAACAUUGCUGGUGAAAAUGUCCAUGUUAUUUAUUACCAUAAACCUCUUUCAUCGUAUAUAAAAUGACCGAUUCAUAUUUGUAAAUAAUGAAGGUGCGUAUGCACGGGGUUUGUGGUUGGACUUGUGUAAGUGCUGUUUCAUUCGGCUGCAUGCAUCAGCAGAUUUUGUGAAACUAAUUUAGCUACAUUGUUUUGAAUGAUAGUUUUGCUUGCAUAGGAAGUCGUUUGCUUUUAAUGCAUGGCUUGGUUAAUCAAAUAAUACCAACUUGCUGUAUUAAGAAAUCAUACGUGACAUAAUAUCGAAGAUGAUAGUGAUCCAUAGGUGGGUACUGGGGAUUGACAUGGCAUCUAGCAGCCGACUGGUAAAGGACUGCUAUGAAAUACACCAGGACUCCAAAAAUCUUCAUUGAUAUUUGGGGACCAUAUCGUGGAUCAUGUAAUCCGUGGAGCACCCGGGGAGGUUAAUCCUGAAAUCCAUGAAAUAUUUCGCGCUGGCACAGUGUGCUACAGAUUACGCGGGUAAAGUGCUGCGAGCGACUCCGUUAAGCCACAUAAAAUGUGUGAUGAUCGGGGAAGAACGGCACGUGACUAACGACUCCAUCCUAUAUACAUUUGUGAAUUAUAGUAGAUAUUUAUUUUUUUACCUACGAUGGUAAAUCUGCCAUAUUGGUCUAUGAUAUAACAAUUAUAAUUGAAAUUAAAUUAUAAAAAAAAUCUGUGCAAUGCACCGAAGUUUAUAUUUUUGCAGCUCCGUUUGGUUCUACAGAUCUUGUGUCUGCAGAUCAACUUGAGCCACUGCAGAUGCGUUGUCUCUGCAGCUCUGAUUGUCUCUGCAGAUCUCUUUGUGCCACUGCAGAUGCGUUGUCUCUGCAGCUCUGAUUGUCUCUGCAGAUCUCUUUGUGCCACUGCAGAUGCGUUGUCUUGGCAGCUCUGAUUGUCUCUGCAGGUUCACAUCUCACAAAUAAAUCACUGGAGAGAGAGGCAUCUUUGCAUUACGCAGAGAGACUUGGUUGAGUGAUUGGAUUAGAAGCCAAGGGAAUGGCUGCUUUAUGGAAGUGGUCACGGACCACAGGUAAUCCACGAAUUACAAGGAUUCGUAAAUUUGUUUAGAUUUGCUGUACAUCGCUGCGUCAUUGUUUUAUUUACAUUAAUAUCGAAUUUCUUAGGAAUGGUCAGCAAAAUAAAAUGUCCGAUAAAGUAAGGUUUCGUUUGUAUAUGUAGUUGUGCGUUUUAUUUGAAAGUUGUGUUUUUGCCUUUGUAAUGUUGCACUUAUAUAAAUAUUAAAACUAUGUGUUCA
Messenger RNA from Lethenteron reissneri (Far Eastern brook lamprey), 5649 nucleotides. RefSeq names its product CD166 antigen-like. Gene Ontology annotation, molecular function: cell adhesion molecule binding. The record is from RefSeq and is a predicted model, not a curated record. Gene Ontology annotation, cellular component: plasma membrane; cell-cell junction. Lineage: Eukaryota; Metazoa; Chordata; Hyperoartia; Petromyzontiformes; Petromyzontidae. Gene Ontology annotation, biological process: cell-cell adhesion.